This is a messenger RNA of Ricinus communis (castor bean), 3521 nucleotides long. Its product is annotated as putative receptor-like protein kinase At3g47110. The transcript is spliced from 2 exons. Gene Ontology annotation, molecular function: ATP binding; protein kinase activity; protein binding. Gene Ontology annotation, biological process: protein phosphorylation. NCBI's taxonomy places the organism in Eukaryota, Viridiplantae, Streptophyta, Magnoliopsida, Malpighiales, Euphorbiaceae. The coding region runs from base 137 to 3082 and encodes 981 amino acids. The record is from RefSeq and is a predicted model, not a curated record.
UGUGGAGGGACUUAAUGCCAGAACUGAUAAAGCUGCACUUGUGUCUUUCAAGAAUGCACUCUCUGAUCCACAAAGAGCUCUUCGUAGCUGGACCCAAAAUACCUCCCACUGCAGUUGGUAUGGUGUUUCUUGUUCCAUGAAAGGAGCUCGAGUCCGGUCGCUUAGCCUUUCUAGUCUCGGUCUUUUUGGUCCUAUAACUUCUCAGCUCUCAAAUCUCAGUUCCCUAUAUAUGCUUGAUCUUUCCAAUAAUUCAUUUUAUGGCCAAAUUCCAUCCGAGCUUGGUCGUCUUUCUCACCUUCAGUAUCUGCUUCUUGACAUAAAUUCCAUCGAUGGUACUAUCCCAGUUCUUCUUUCUCAGUGUCAUAAUCUGAAAAUGAUCAAAUUAAUUGCAAACAACCUCACUGGCAACAUUCCUUCAGAAUUGGGUAAUCUGCAAAGACUUGAAACUCUCAACUUUGCUAUCAAUCUCCUCAGUGGUGUUAUCCCUGUAACAUUUGGAAAUCUAACCUCUCUUAAGAAUCUUUCCCUUGCAAGAAACCACCUCAGUGGAGAAAUUCCAAGCGAGCUUGGUCGUCUUCGAAACCUUCGUCGGAUUCAGCUGUCAGAUAAUCAGCUUACUGGAGAAAUUCCGCAAUCUAUAUACAACAUUUCUUCUUUAGUCUUCUUAUCUGUGACAAAUAACAGGCUUACUGGAAAGCUUCCAAGUGAUGUGGAUUUGGGUUCUGCUCUUCCGAAUCUCAUGGGGCUUUUCUUGGCGCAAAACAGGUUUGAAGGAAUAUUACCAAGUUCUUUAUCUAAUGCCUCAAGUAUCCGAAGUCUGGACCUCUCCACCAAUGGUUUUCAAGGGCCUAUUCCUCUGUUUGGGAGAAUGAAAGAUCUGAUUUAUUUAAAUCUUGGCAGAAAUUUUCUUUCUUCCACCACAAUGUUAAACCUCCAACUAAUUGAUUCUCUUAAGAACUGUACUCAACUCCAAGUUCUCAGGAUCUUUUCCAACAAGUUGACUGGAAAAUUUCCAAGUUCUGUCGCAAAUUUGUCAACUCAUCUCCAGCAUUUUUGCUUUUCAGACAAUUUAUUAACUGGCAGCUUCCCCCAGGGAAUUGAGAAUUUUCAAGAAUUGAUAUCCCUAUCAAUAGAAAAAAAUUCUUUUGUUGGCGAGAUACCAGAAGCAUUAACUAGCCUUAAAAGACUUCAAAGCUUUGCUGCAUUUGACAACAUGCUCUCUGGAGAAAUUCCAGAUAUUUUUGGCAAUUUCACGCAACUAUCUGAUUUAUUAAUAGGAAGAAACCAGUUUAUUGGUAGAAUACCUACUAGUAUUGGUUCAUGCAAAAGAUUGAACAUACUAGACCUAGCUGUAAACAGGCUUAGUGGGAGCAUACCAGAGGAGAUUUAUGGGCUUUCUUCUUUGGUCGCGUUGGAAUUCCAACAAAAUGCUUUAUCGGGUCCUCUACUUGCACAAGUUGGUAAUCUAAAACAGAUGCAAUUGAUGUAUGUUUUUCGCAACAAGUUAUCAGGAAAUAUUCCUGCAACAAUUGGUAGCUGUUCAAGUUUGACAAAACUCAAUCUGGCAGGUAACCAUUUCACAAGCUUCAUCCCAAGCACAGUUGGUGAAUUAGCAUCCCUGGAGACAUUAGAUCUCUCUUCUAAUAGUCUCACUGGCACAAUCCCUGAAGAGCUAGAGGAACUUCAGUAUUUAGUCAACCUUAAUUUGUCUUUCAAUUUUUUGGAAGGCCAAGUUCCAACAAGUGGAGUCUUCUUGAACCUCAGCCAUGAUAGUCUUAAAGGAAACAACAUGCUUUGCAAUAGUAACCAAACAAUUGGAAAAAAUUUGGGGCUUUCUCAAUGCAUUGCCGAAAGAAAGAACAAGUAUAUUUUGCUAAAGGUUAUACUUCCUGUUGCUAUCAUCACUUGCUUAGUAAUUUUCUUUUGCUUCAUAUGCAUAUUCAUAUGGAUGAAGAAGCAAAAAGCCAAGACGCACAGAGGAAUAAGUUUGUCCAAGGUUUUUCCUCCAAUGAUCUCUUACUCUGACAUCAGGCUAGCUACAGACAACUUCUCAGCAAAUAAUUUGAUUGGGAAAGGUGGAUUUGGGUCUGUUUACAAAGGCAUAUUUAGAAACUUUGGAGAUGAAUCCGAUAUCCGAGAAAUUGUUCUUGCUGUAAAAGUCAUUGACUUACAGCAAAGUAAAGCUCUCAGGAGUUUUGAAGCAGAAUGUGAAACUCUGAGGAACGUUCGGCACAGGAACCUUGUCAAGGUUAUCACCUCUUGUUCUAGCAUUGAACAUACAGGAGAAGAGUUCAAAGCUUUGGUUAUGGAGUUCAUAUCCCACGGAAGUUUAGAUAAGUGGUUGUAUGAAGAAGCUGAUGGUGAAGGAUCUGGGCUGUGCUUAACGUUAUUGCAAAGAUUGAAUAUUGCAAUUGAUGUUGCUUCUGCCAUGGAUUACCUGCAUAACGACUGUGAGCCACCAAUACUUCAUUGUGAUCUGAAACCUGGAAAUGUGCAAUUAGACCAUGAUAUGGUAGCCCAUGUUGCCGAUUUUGGAUUGGCAAGAUUUGCUUCUCAAGAUUCGUCAAGGAACGGGAGCAGGACAAUAGGAGUGAGGGGUUCCAUUGGUUACAUAGCUCCAGAGUAUGGAAUGGGAGGCAGUGCUUCAACAUCUGGAGAUGUGUACAGUUUUGGGAUCCUGUUGCUAGAGUUAUUCAUAGCAAAGAAACCAACUAAUGUAAUGUUCCAAGAAGGUUUAAGCCUUAGUAACUUUGCGAUGAGAGUUAACGAGAAUCAUGUCACGGAAAUUGCUGAUCCUAGGCUUUUCAAGAGUGCUGGACAGUUUUCAACGGAAAGUACAAUCACCAAUGAUUAUUUCAGCGAUCAUGAUAUUAGCAGAAAUAGCAACAGAAGCAGUUCGGCAGAGAAAGGAGAAGAGUUCAUAGCAGCUGCGAUAAGAGUUGGUUUGUCCUGUGCAGCUCAUUCUGCAAAUGAUCGUCUAACCAUGAGAGAAGCUUUAUCGAAGCUGCAAAAGAUAAAGAAAGCUGCACUACAGAUUGUUCAAGGGGACCCCCAGAUUAUGCAAGAAAUUCUCAUUGUCUGAAUUUGAUGUUAAUAUUUUGUACGACUUAAAUAAUAAUAGAAUUAGAAUAAAAUGCUUAUUGACGUUGUUUGAUAUUUUAUGUAAUCGUGGAGAUGAAUUGCAUUUUAGUGAAUUUCUUUUUUUUUUAUUUGUCAUUUUCAUGUUUUUAUCUGUUAGAAACGUAUAUAUUUCCAGUGAUUAAAUUUUUUUAUCAACAUAAUACUGAAUAUUUUAACUUUAAUUAAUUAGGUAUCCAAAAUAUUAAUUUUAUUCUAGAUAUUCAUUGAAUAUUUUGAUUUGGUUUGUUUCAAUUCGAAAUAUUUAUGUAUUAUUUUAGAUAAAUUAUAGGGUGUGGUUGUUUAUAAUGACUUUAUUAUUCUUCAAUAACUUUAUGUCCAUAUUCAAUGAAAGUUCAUAUAAUUUAAGUUAAAUUUAUAUAAAAAAAGUUUAAUAUAUAAUU